AUCUAAUCUGGCCUUGAAGCCCAAGGACCUCAUUAACAAAACGCUUUCCUUAUUCUUCCUGCGGUUCAUUAAGAAGUACUUCGAGUCAGUGAGGUUCCUGCCGAUCGCUCCAAAAGGGCAGCACGGUCCGUACCCUCCACCAUGAAGCUGGCGGCCCGCUGCCAACUGCAAACGCAGAUCCCGGAGCGCCUCCCGCUUCCUAUCCCGACACGGUCCGAUCGCCUCCCAUAUAGGCCCCAUCCUGCGCAUGCGCAGUACUGCAGUCGCAGAUCUCGCGAGAUCUGCGUGAACGCUCGAGCAGCGCGUUCCUCCCGCCCCGCGUUCUCUAGCGACCGGAGCCCCGCCCCGGCGUGCGGCCGUUGGGGUGCGGCGCGCAGGCGGUUCCCUCUUUCUCAGGGACGCGCGCGGGGCUCGGCCUGUAGCUGGGACGAUGUCGCGUUACGGGCGUUAUGAGACCAAGGUGUACGUGGGGAACCUGGGCACGGGCGCGGGCAAAGGCGAGCUGGAGAGAGCCUUCAGCUACUAUGGGCCGCUGAGAACCGUAUGGAUCGCCAGGAACCCGCCGGGGUUCGCCUUCGUGGAGUUCGAAGACCCGAGGGAUGCUGAAGAUGCUGUGCUCGGCCUCGAUGGGAAGAUCAUCUGCGGCUCCAGGGUUCGAGUGGAAGUGUCGACAGGCAUGCCCCGUCGCUCCCGUUACGACAGGCCUCCUGCGCGGCGCCCUUUCGACCCCAACGACAGAUGCUAUGAGUGUGGUGAGAAAGGCCACUAUGCCUACGACUGCCAUCGCUACAGCCGCCGGAGGAGGAGCAGGUCCCGGUCUCGAUCCCGCUCCAGGUCCCGAGGAAGAAGGUAUUCUCGCUCACGCAGUCGAAGCCGUGGUAGGAGGUCAAGGUCAGCUUCCUACCGCAGGUCCAGGUCAAUCUCUCCUCGUAGGUAUAGAUCAUUUUCACCUCGCAGAUCACGGUCCGGCUCUUUAAGGAGAUCAAGAUCUAGGUCCAGAUCACGCUCAAGGUCUCGGUCUGUUGUAUGGCCUCGAAGCAGGUCUGGGUCCCAUGGUAGAUCUAAAUCUGGCUUACCUGCUAAAAGUCGCUCAAAGUCCAGAUCACCAUCUCCAAAGAGAAGUCAUUCACCAUCAGGAAGCCCUUGAAGGAGGAAUGCAUGUCCUGAAAGAAUGGAUUCAAGUUAAAAGGUUAAAGUUUAAGAAGAAGAUUUAUUUUGUUUACAUUAUUAUAAGGGAUUUUGUGGUGUCUUUAUAAACGCAAGGGCUUAGUCCUAGAAGGUUGUUUCUAUUGCCUAACAACAGGCAUGAAUUUGGAUCUUUUAAAAGUAGACUAAUGCAAAACUCCUUUGUUGUGUUAAUGUUCAGUGAUCUGGAAAUAUAGGGCUUUUUGUAUUUGGUGCAUUGGAAUAAACAGUGCAUUUCUAACUAACAGGUA
Molecule: messenger RNA, 1436 nt
Organism: Phasianus colchicus (ring-necked pheasant)
Lineage: Eukaryota; Metazoa; Chordata; Aves; Galliformes; Phasianidae
Product: serine/arginine-rich splicing factor 7-like
Molecular function (GO): zinc ion binding; RNA binding
Source: RefSeq, a predicted model, not a curated record